AUGCAGCUAGUAGCCCCUUUGGGCCAUCACAUGUUAGACUCAGCUCAACAAAAUGUGCCCCAGCUUCAGGAGAGGGACGCAGCUGGGCCGGGCACCCGGGGCCCGGAGGUCAACACUGCGUUGUGGAUGUUGACGUGUAUAUCGGCUCUCUUUUUGAGCCUGCGGCUGUACUGCAAGUCGUACAGACACAAGGACCUUUGGUGGGACGACUGGAUAUUAAUACUGUCAUGGAUCCUCCUGCUUGCAAACUCCAUCACCAUGACUCUCAGUGUCAGCCUCGGCUUCGGUAUGCAUCUAUUAGAAAUUGAAUUUGACAACCGGGAGAAAUUAUUGCUCCUCGGCUCCCUGAGCACAACCUUUAGCACCCUAUCAGCCGUGUGGUCGAAAUCAUCCUUCGGCCUGACCCUGCUCAGGCUGACACAGGCCGGCUACGAGAAGACGCGGGCGCUCGUCUGGGUGAUCAUGGUCUCGAUGAACAUCCUCAUGUCCUGUGACGCGCUCUACUCGUGGGUCGAGUGCCAGCCCUCCCGCAGGCAUUGGGAGAUAUUCACCGACGGGACCUGCUGGAGCCCCGACAUCGCCGUCAGGUUCGGCAUCGCCGCCGGCGCGUACUCGGGCUGCAUGGACGUCGUCAUGGCCGUCCUGCCCUGGAGGAUCAUCUGGGAGACCAGGAUGGAGCGCAGGGAGAAGAUUGGGGUGCUGGUGGCCAUGAGCAUGGGGUUGUGUGCUGGCGCGGCGGCUUUUGCCAAGUGCUCGCAGAUACCGCAGAUCUCGCUGUUUGAUGAGACUUACACAGGUGCCAGUCUUGUCAUUUUAGGGGCGGCUGAGCCGGCCGUCACCAUCGUCGGCGCUUCCAUCCCGGCGCUCCGGGUGCUCCUGACCGAUUUCAAACGUUUUACACAGCGGCGGCUGUCUGACCAAUCUGAAUCACAAGGGUCAAACUUUGACUUUUGGGAUGACACUUCGGGGCAGAGACGCUGGUCUCUGUUCAGAUGGAAUGGCUUCGGGGGCUCAGAUUCCGCAAAGCCCUCGAACAUGACGGGCACGACGUCCACCACAAUAACGAGCUGUGCCGACCCACUGGCACUGCCUCUUCCGGCCCCGAUGGGCAACGCCGCCCGUCACUGGAAAACCGACACGGCAGGGCUCUCUCCAAAACUUAAUCACGAGAUGUUCGAUAUCUCGCUGUCUGACACCUCGGGAGAUCAAAUACCAAAAACAUCCGCAUCGGUCCCGAGGGUCUGCCGUCCAGCAGCACCAAGCCAUAUCUAUCCGAACCUGAGCCAGCAGCUUGAGGAUUUCUUGUGGAGCCGGAAGAACAGCUAUGCAGGCACGCUGGGUGAGUCCAUAUACGACGGCGAUGAAAAGCCCGUGGUCGAGACCAUGGCAGGGAACAUGAAUGGCACGAGAGCUGCCAAGAAGCGCCUGGCUCAUGGUAGGCCGCGGUUUAUUACCAGGAAUUUGAAAGACUUUGGUAGCGGAGACAGCGAUGUCGAUACUUGGAGUCUGAAUAGCGCCUUGGAGGAUGGCCAGGGCGGCAAAGCAUCUUCGCUCUGUUAUGGGGCUGCUGGGCAGUUUGUUGUGGUACAAACGACUGAGAUCACAGUUGAGUUCGAGUAG
Molecule: messenger RNA, 1620 nt
Organism: Diaporthe batatas
Lineage: Eukaryota; Fungi; Ascomycota; Sordariomycetes; Diaporthales; Diaporthaceae
Exons: 3
Coding region: 1-1620 (539 amino acids)
Source: RefSeq, a predicted model, not a curated record